AUGGAAGGAGAUUCAGCAAAUCGUGAAGAAGAUGAUGAAAAGGUAGAAGAGCCUCUCUGGAUAUUAAAAUCAAGAUUUGAUGAGGUACAUGUCGAGAAGAGUUCGUUUGUUGUGCUGUUUCCUUUUCUUGGUGCAGCAGUGCAUGUCAACGUAGGCAGUGAUAUCUUUGAUGUUUGUGUAACGCAUAAUUAUGUUGUUGUCGCAACUAAUAACCAUAUUUACAUCGCUCACAAGGAUGAGCUGGAGAGUCCACUCACGUGUUCAUGGGAUCUGAAGCGCUCACUCGACUUGGAAUUCAAACCAGGCUGCUGGAAGUCCGUUGUUGUCUAUGAUCUGAAAGAAACUACUGUGACAAAGUGUUGGCCGGCAGACAAGAGGAAGACCACGGCCAGUGUUAUUCUGACGUCUACAGUCUCUACUGUAUACUUUGUGUACACAGUUGAUGAUGUGAGUACAGUAGUAAGACUUUUUAACGAGUAUAGUUAUCUGGAGUCAGGAAUUGUGAGGCCCACGGUUGUCCAGAUUCCAGAGGAUUUGCGGAUUGUUGCGGCAGCCUCUGGUAAUGAUCAUAGCAUUUUUCUGACUGCGAAAGGAUCAGUGUUUGUUCUGGGCACAGGAAGUCGUGGUGAACUGGGAAUUGGCCUUGUCCCGAGAGUCUGCGAGCUAACAUGGCUCGAGGCUCUAGAAGGAGUUCGUGUGAUUUCCAUAGCGGCAUCUGGAUGGCACAGCGCCGCACUUACAGCUGACGGUGAUGUUUAUGUUUGGGGCUGGAAUCACCGCGGACAACUUGGAGAUGAAAAGGAACGAGUGGAGUUGUAUCCGUCACCUCUGGAGAUUGACCUCAGAGUCGUUAGAAUAGCGCUACAGGAGCAUCUAACUGCUAUUUGGGUAGCUGAAGAUAAGGACGAACCUUCGAUAGUAAUGGGAUCGGACAAAAUAGGAAUGCCACAUGUUCAACUUCAAUAUUACAACCAUGUCCCUGACAAGACGAAUGAGCAGGACAGGUUAGGAGGAAUAGGCGGCGAUUCACAAGUGGAUAUGGUGUUUCUGAAUGGAAAUAGAUCUCUCGGAUCUCUUGGCGAUAGCUCAGAGAUUCACAGAUUACAAGGAUAUCAGGCUCAAGAAGAUAAGUUCGAAUAUGUUGUUAGAGACAGGGAUUGA
Messenger RNA from Necator americanus (New World hookworm), 1161 nucleotides. RefSeq lists its product as uncharacterized. The coding region runs from base 1 to 1161 and encodes 386 amino acids. Lineage: Eukaryota; Metazoa; Nematoda; Chromadorea; Rhabditida; Ancylostomatidae. The record is from RefSeq and is a predicted model, not a curated record. The transcript is spliced from 9 exons.